Messenger RNA from Penicillium olsonii, 1539 nucleotides. The record is from the annotation of a GenBank genome assembly. Lineage: Eukaryota; Fungi; Ascomycota; Eurotiomycetes; Eurotiales; Aspergillaceae.
AUGACCGACACAAAAAAUGUCAUCAGCGAUGCAGACUUGGGGGAGAAGGUCGACUUGUCCCAUGAGGAGGUCGUCCAUAUGGCCCAAUUGACGGACGAGGAGAAAGUCGUGGAGAAGCAGCUGCGCAAGCGCAUCGACGCUCUGAUCAUGCCAUUGGCUAUCCUCGUUUACUUGAUGAACUAUAUCGACCGCAACAACUAUGCCGCGGCCAAACUGCAGGGAUUGGAAGAAGAUCUCAACUUGGACGACACAAAAUACCAGACCGGUCUCUCCGUGCUAUUCGUCGGUUACAUUCUCAUGCAAGUGCCAUCAAACAUGCUACUCAACUACAUGGGCCGACCGUCUUGGUACAUUGGCUUCUUUGUCUGCGCCUGGGGACUGGUAUCUGCAUUGACCAGUCAAGUCUCAACCUACGGAGGAAUUGUCGCAUGUCGAUUCAUCCUCGGUCUCGUCGAGGCGCCGUUCUUUUGUGCCAUCCUAUUCUACCUGUCCAAGUGGUACACCAAGCAAGAGCUGGCUCUGCGCAUGAGUAUCUUCUACUCCGGCUCUCUGCUGUCGGGCGCGUUUGGAAACCUCAUUGCAGCGGGUAUUCUCAACGGACUGAAGGGACAGCGUGGUCUCACGGCCUGGCAGUGGCUCUAUAUCAUUGAAGGCUCAAUCACGUGUGCCAUCGGUUUGGCGAUUUGCUUCAUUCUGCCCGAUUUCCCGGAAACAUGGAAACUCCUUUCCCCGGAGAUGCGACAUGUUGCCCAGCGGCGUCUUGCUAUCGAGGCUGGCGAAACCGAUGUGGAUGAAGGCGGUGGUAAGAGUCAACUGAAGGGACUGAAGUUGGCCAUGACCGAUAUCAAAACCUAUGCUUUCGCUAUCGCAUACAUGUGCAUUACUGGAGCGGCGGGAUUCCAGAACUUCUUCCCCUCGCUGGUGAAGAACAGUCUCGACUACAAUGAGACUAUCUCACUUGUCCUCGUGGCACCUCCUUACCUGUUCAUGGUCGUGUAUUCUCUCUGUCAUUCCCUGAUGUCGGACAGGUUGGAGAAGCGAUUCUGGUUCUUCAUCUACCCGAUCCCAGUCACCAUUGUCGGGUUCAUCAUCUACAUGACUACAACCUCGUUCGGUCCAAGAUACUUCUCGUUCUUCCUGAUGGUCUUUGUCUUCGCUCAGAACGGAACUCUAUACUCUUGGCUGGCUAGUUCCAUCCCCCGUCCACCUGCCAAGCGUGCUGUCGCUUUUGCGUUCUUCAACUCCCUCGGCAACAGUGCUUCCAUCUGGACGCCAUAUACGUAUCUGGAGAAGGAGGCGCACAACGGCUAUCACACUGCAAUGGCUGUGUGUAUCGCUCUCCAGGCAAUUGGAGGGCUGAUGGCUGUGUUCCUGUACUUCAAUCUGCGGAUGCUCAACAAGCGCCAGGAGCGUCUUGAGAAUGAGGAAGUGCAGCUCAGCGAGAAGGACAUCCGUCGGUUGCAGGCUACCGCUGAUGUGGAGGGUAUCGACAUUGCUGCGGCUAGACGGUUGCAGAAGGGAUUCCGCUACACUUUGUAG